AUGGAGGCUGUUUCCCAGUCGCUGACAGUGCUCCUGACCCUGGCGACUCUGCCCUCUGGGUCUUCCACAACUCCAUCCUCUGAGCCUUCCACGACUCUGCCCGCUCCUCCAGAGUCUCCUCCAGCAGUCCUGUCCGCUCUCCCAGAGACCCCUUCUCCAGCGGUCCUGUCCGCUCUUUCAGAAACUCCUCCUCCAGCGGUCCCAUCCACUCUCCCAAAGACGGCUCCACCCGCUCCACCUCCGGCUCCUCCUCCUGAGUCUCAAAUCCCUGAUCCUCCAGAGGCUCCGCCCACUCCACCUCUGGGUCCUCCUUCUGAAACUCAAACCUCUGCUCCUCCUCAAACCUCUGCCCGCUCCACCUCCGGCUCCUCCUCCUGGAACUCAAAUCCCUGCUCCUCCUGCAGCUCUGCCCGCUCCGCCUCUGGCUCCUCCUCCUGA
Molecule: messenger RNA, 438 nt
Organism: Myxocyprinus asiaticus (Chinese sucker)
Lineage: Eukaryota; Metazoa; Chordata; Actinopteri; Cypriniformes; Catostomidae
Exons: 1
Coding region: 1-438 (145 amino acids)
Source: RefSeq, a predicted model, not a curated record